Mandrillus leucophaeus (drill) is the source of this 2844-nucleotide messenger RNA. It is a transcript of the gene HTR6, whose product is annotated as 5-hydroxytryptamine (serotonin) receptor 6, G protein-coupled. Gene Ontology annotation, biological process: G protein-coupled receptor signaling pathway, coupled to cyclic nucleotide second messenger; chemical synaptic transmission. The coding region runs from base 136 to 1239 and encodes 367 amino acids. The record is from RefSeq and is a predicted model, not a curated record. Gene Ontology annotation, cellular component: dendrite; membrane. NCBI's taxonomy places the organism in Eukaryota, Metazoa, Chordata, Mammalia, Primates, Cercopithecidae. The transcript has 3 exons. Gene Ontology annotation, molecular function: neurotransmitter receptor activity; G protein-coupled serotonin receptor activity.
GUGGCGGCCGCGCUGUGCGUGGUCAUCGCGCUGACGGCGGCGGCCAACUCGCUGCUGAUCGUGCUCAUCUGCACUCAGCCCGCGCUGCGCAACACGUCCAACUUCUUCCUGGUGUCGCUGUUCACGUCCGACCUGAUGGUGGGGCUGGUGGUGAUGCCGCCGGCCAUGCUGAACGCGCUAUACGGGCGCUGGGUGCUGGCGCGCGGCCUCUGCCUGCUCUGGACCGCCUUCGACGUAAUGUGCUGCAGCGCCUCCAUCCUCAACCUCUGCCUCAUCAGCCUGGACCGCUACCUGCUCAUCCUCUCGCCGCUGCGCUACAAGCUGCGCAUGACGCCCCCGCGUGCCCUGGCGCUAGUCCUGGGCGCCUGGAGCCUCGCCGCGCUCGCCUCCUUCCUGCCCCUGCUGCUGGGCUGGCACGAGCUGGGCCACGCACGGCCCCCAGUCCCGGGCCAGUGCCGCCUGCUGGCCAGCCUGCCCUUCGUCCUCGUGGCGUCGGGCCUCACCUUCUUCCUGCCCUCGGGUGCCAUAUGCUUCACCUACUGCAGGAUCCUGCUGGCUGCCCGCAAGCAAGCCGUGCAGGUGGCCUCCCUCACCACUGGCAUGGCCAGCCAGGCCUCGGAGACACUGCAGGUGCCCAGGACCCCACGCCCAGGGGUGGAGUCUGCUGACAGCAGGCGUCUAGCUACGAAGCACAGCAGGAAGGCCCUGAAGGCCAGCCUGACGCUGGGCAUCCUGCUGGGCAUGUUCUUUGUGACCUGGUUGCCCUUCUUUGUGGCCAAUAUAGUCCAGGCCGUGUGCGACUGCAUCUCCCCAGGCCUCUUCGAUGCCCUCACGUGGCUGGGUUACUGUAACAGCACCAUGAACCCCAUCAUCUACCCACUCUUCAUGCGGGACUUCAAGCGGGCGCUGGGCAGGUUCCUGCCAUGUCCACGCUGUCCUUGGGAGCGGCAGGCCAGCCUGGCCUCACCAUCACUGCGCACCUCUCACAGUGGCCCCCGGCCCGGCCUUAGUCUACAGCAGGUACUGCCGCUGCCCCUGCCGCCGGACUCAGACUCGGACUCAGACGCAGGCUCGGGCGGCUCCUCAGGCCUGCAGCUCACGGCCCAGCUGCUGCUUCCUGGUGAGGCCACCCGGGACCCCCCGCUGCCCACCAGGGCUGCUGCUGCUGUCAACUUCUUCAACAUCGACCCCGCAGAGCCCAAGUUGCGGCUGCAUCCACUCGGCACCCCCACGAACUGACCCGGGCUUGGGGCUGGCCAGUGGGGAGCUGGACUGAGCAGAAUCCAGACCCUGAGGCCUUGGGCCAGCUCUUGGCUAAGACCAGGAGGCUGCAAGUCUCCGAGGAGCCCUCUGAGCUCCAGGGGGGUGCGCAGAGCCGGCCCCUGCUGCCAUCUCCAGGCCCCUUACCUGCAGGGAUCAUAGCUGACUCAGAUACCGUGUUCUGAAGGAUGCUCCACCGUCGAGUGUAACUUGUGUGUGCAGAGGAUGGGCUGGAGGACUCCGGAUGUUGGGAAGAAGGACCUCUUGGUCCAGGUUAGGGUGUAAACAAUCAUGGCUUUUGCCCAUUCUGUCAGGCUGGACAGCAGGGAAUGCCCCCACCUGCAGGCAUGGAUUAAUGCUGGGCUGAACCCGUCGCUACUCACAGUGUAGUCCAUGGACAAUUAGCAUUGCCAUCACCUUUGGGCGUUUGUGAAAAAUGCACAUUUCUGCCCCUGCCCAGACCUGCUGAGUCAAAACUGCAUGUUACCAAGAUCCCAGGUGAAUCACGUGCCCGUUACAGUCUGAGAUGUGCUGCCUUAGAUCUUUAACCCUGAGAAUGAUUUGCUGGAGGGUUUUUGGACCUGCCAGUCCCCCCACCCUGGUAUAUAUGUGGCAGCAGCUGCACCUGGGAGGCAGGCAGGCACACAUGUGGGCCUCUGCCCUACCACCUAUGAGCUCUGGGGCCGGACACGAGUUACUUAAUCUCUCCGAGUCUCGGUUAUCCCAUCUGUAAGAUAGAGAAAUGAUGCCUAUCUUGCAGGGUUGUCUUGAGAAUUAAGAUAAUGUGGGCCCAGCACCCAGUACCUGGUCAGUUAAGUGAUACGUUCUGUUGCUACGACCCCCGGCUAUCCCGCCCCCUGGCCUCUCUGGCUGUGUGUCAGGAAAGGCUCUUUCUUCCCAUUGUUCUCUUUCCAUUUGCCUCCCCCUCUUCAGCCCCAGCCUGGCCUCCCACAGCCUGACUCUGGUUCCCCAACCCCCUGUUCUGGCUCCUGGGUGGGGACCCCAUCUCUCAGGGACCCUCCCAGCUCCCAAGCUGCUGCACUGCCUCUCCUGGGGGCAAAAGGGGCAGGCGGCAGUUUCUUUUUCAGCCUCAGGACUGGUUUACCUCGAUCCUGGGGGGUCCUUAGACCUAGAAGGGAACAACUGAUGGGGAUAAACCCAGCCCCUUGCCCACCUCCCUCUGGCUUUCCCUGGGGUCAAUGAGAGAAAUGGGAAUGGUAGCUACUUGGGUCAACAGAGCAGAGUCGAAGAAGAGCUGUCCCUGGUGUGGGGUGGGGCCCACGAGGCAGGCAGGUGGACUCUGGCACAGGGGCCUUGGUUUCUGGGGGCAGGGGGUGGGGGAACUCUUGGUCGCCACGGUUUACCUGCCAUAGGUCCUUUUUCAGCCCUGCCUCCCCCAAGUUCCACCAACACAAACUCCCAGGGAGUCCUCCAUGCCCGGCCUGGCCCUCUCCUUGGUGCUGAUGAGACAACUCUGGCUCCGGCCACGGGCCACGGGCCACGGAGGGGCCAUGGUGCUUGUGGGGCUUCCUCUAUCCCCCAGGCCUGCCCAAGGGGACUCUCAAUAAACUCUAGCUGAAGGCA